This is a messenger RNA of Andrographis paniculata, 2105 nucleotides long. RefSeq lists its product as uncharacterized. Bases 702 to 1547 code for a protein of 281 amino acids. The transcript is spliced from 8 exons. The record is from RefSeq and is a predicted model, not a curated record. NCBI's taxonomy places the organism in Eukaryota, Viridiplantae, Streptophyta, Magnoliopsida, Lamiales, Acanthaceae.
UGUAAGAACUAAAGUUAGAGGGGCUUCAAUCUGAUGUAUAGCAUUUAUUGUCAAUGAAAUUGAUUUGGAUGGAAAAUGCCUAUUUAUUUCUAAAAGAAUAUAUUAAAAAAAAUAAUAAUCUUAGGGUGUGUUUGUUUGGGGGUUUGGAUUUUGAGUUGAGAUUUGAAUAGUAAAAAUUUUGAAUUUGAAUAGUUGUAUGAUGUGAUAUAAAUAGGUGUUGAUGUGAUGUUUUGAAUGUAAAAUUGAUUUUUAGUAUAAUAUAAAAAAUGAAAAAUAGGUGUUUGAUUUGAUGUUUUUUGGGAGGAAAAAAUGAGAUGAAUAGUAGAAAUCUUUACAAAUCCUUCAAACAAACACACCCUAAGUAUAAAUUGCUUUGAAGACAUUUGUUUUUUUUUGCUUCAUUUCAAUGAUUUAAAAGUAGUUACCAAUAAAUGAGAAAGUAAAUAUCAUUAUAUUAACGAAUGAAUGAAUAUUAAGGGCAAAAGCUCUCCCACAUAUAAAUAAAUAUUUAUAUAUAUAUAUAAAGUAGGAACAUUAACUGCCUACCGUUCUCUAUGCAUAUUUGGAAACUCGCCUUUGGAUUUUUUCAGCAAAAUUAGUUCUGUAAUGCGAAAGAUUUUCGGACUGCAAAACCCUUAUUGGCAGCACUUGUAGAUCGGUUUUGGAUAUUGGGUUGCGAUUCUCGAAGCUGCAGUAAAAAAAUGAGGCAAUUCGACGAACACAUGGCGGGCGAGUUUCACCAUCAGGGUAUGGUGUUCGAAACCGCGGGAGCAAGAAGCAGUAGCUGCAGUACUAGUGGCUCCGGCGGGUGUCCAUUGAUUCCGAUGACAAGCUUUUACGGGAAUCCUGGAGGCGGCAGCCUGAAUUUGGGGGGAAGUGAUGGGGGAUUGAUUUUUUCGCCGGGCGUUGCGCAGAAUUCUCUGGAUUCCUGUUCGACGCUUCUGGUGGAUUCCGUUCCAGGGUUGAAGCACGACACUGGCCUCGCCGUCGAGUGGUCCGUCGAUGAACAGUUUAAGUUGGAGGAAGGACUUGCCAAAUAUGCCAAUGAACCUGCAAUUAUGCAGUAUAUCAAGAUAGCUGCAUCCUUGCGUGACAAAACUGUUCGAGAUGUUGCCCUGCGAUGUAGUUGGAUGGCAGGAAAAAGGAGGAAACAAGGGGAUCAGAGCUUGGGCAAGAAAUCGAAGAAUCAGAAGGAAUUGGCUGAGUCAUCUUUGAAGAUUUCUUCCUCCUCACCUGUUGAUAUGGUUCCGUAUUCUUUCCCCACAAACCAUAGCCAUCAGAGUGGCUGUAUGCUUCAAGAAGUAUUUAGCGGCACAACUAGACAUCUCUUGGAAGAGAAUAAUCAAGCUUUUGGUCAGAUUUCUGCCAAUCUUUUGGCGCUUAAGUUGCAAGAAAACCUCGAUCUCUUUUUCCUAACUAGGAAAAACAUCGUAAAAAUUCUGAACGAGAUAAACAACAUGCCCGGAAUUAUGAGCCGUAUGCCUCCUCUCCCCGUCUUCCUAAAUGACGAUCUUGCUAGCAGCAUUUUUCUACACUUGUCUAAGUGACAAUGGCUCUGUUAAUCUUCGUUAGCUUUUCCAGCCGGCGCCAAUCAAGUAGCCCUGAAACCUGCGCCAGGAUGCUGAUCGACGAUUUAUUUAUCAUUUUUGUGCCUGGUGUGAGUAGCUAAAGCCUAUUCUUCUGUAAAUUUGCAAGAAUCCGGUCUGUCUUCGCUCCCCCGCCUUCCAGAUUCGAUGUUUCCGGCCAUCACAUCGCUCGUAACUUUCCGGCGACCUGUGGAGCUUUACAGACUGUGAAUGUUAUAGGAAAUUAUAUGUAAUGUUUAUCUCUGUCUCAGUGUGAAUGAAUGAUCAGAAACAGAAUCUAACAGGCUGUGUUUUGCUGCUGCUGCUGCUGCUUUUAUGUGAUGCAUUCAUUCAUAAACCAAAUUUCUGUGCUUCUGUAAAAAGCGCGUUUCCGGGAAACACGACUUUGCAUUUUUAAAUUCAUUUUGAAAAGUAUUAUUGUAUGUGUAAACGACGCUUUUGUUUGUAGGAUGUGAGUCAAAAAAUUGAAACUCGUUACGUUUAAAUCUUUUUAAUGAAUUAAAAAUAAGUGUAUUUUUU